GUCAUUUAAGCUAGCUUGCAUUGUGCCGGUGGUUUGUAAACAUGGAAAACUCGAACAGCACGGAAAAUGCUGCUACAAUCAAACCAGAUGCAGGAAUACCACCAGACACUGUCGCUGAUCCGUUCAGCAACCAGGAAUAUCUUCAAAGAAAACUGUACUUCCUUUUAGAGCAUCUUAAAAAAAUGCACGGCGAUCUGCCAGAACAGUAUCAAAUGAGAAUAUCUUACGAUCUAUUAGCUGGCCUGGCGAACUCUUUGCUAAACGAUACGAUCUUUGAAAUCGUAAAAGGAUUGAUGGAAAUUCAGCAUGUAACCGAGGCUCAUUUGAUGCAAGUGCGCGAAAAAGUCGAAAAUGACCACCAGCUCGAAUUGAAACAAUGGGAAUCGAAAAUACAGGAUCCCGAAGAGCUAGAGCAUAUUGUAGCUCUGAUGAAAAUCAAGCAUGGAAAGAAUAUGAAGGAAACCGAUAUGAAACUAGUUCUUCAUCUCGAUCAGAAAGUUAAAGAUCAACAAUCCACUCUGGAAAAAGCAGGCGUUCCUGGAUUUUACGUCACAGACAAUCCAAAAGAAAUCAAAAUUCAGAUGUAUUUAUUGGAUUUCAUUCUACGACUUAGUCGAAUUAAGUUUGAAUCGAACAAAUAGCAUACGGAUGAAUUUGGAUUAAUACUGGCUGAUCCGGAGACAGGUAAUUUUCUCAAGCUUAGCUAAUACAAGAACCCAACGUUAGAAAAGGCCUUUCGCCUGGAUAACAAUCAUUACAUGGUAGUGGUGGAAAUCGGUUGGUUGUGUAUGGGUAGUUUGUGCAUGUGUGUGUGAAAACAUUGACGUCGGCAGAUUUAUGCUACGAUCUGGAACAUGUGGCUGUAGGAGACGGGAAUAAAGCAAGCCGCAUCUUCCGUAGCUGCUACAACUUCUGUUUCUUUGCUGAUUUUCGCACGCUUAAUGUCAUUCGUUUCAACAGCUGAUGCAAAAUUGUAAAACUCUAUACAUUCGGUACAUGUAAAUGCUACAUAUGCUAAACUACAACUGCAUACGGCAGCUGAUGUAUAGCAUAAAGUCAAUGACCUACUAAUACAUAGGACACAAAGCAGUUUUAUGUACUUUCAAAACAUGUUUUUUACAAUCGUUAAAAGCACGUGAUCGGACAUUUGGGCGCCUUUUUGUUUAAGAAAGUAAUAAUCAGCACAAUUACAAUCACGUUAUCAAACCAAAGCAAAAGACGCUCUUGUAUAAAGCAUCAUAUAUGCCGCUCUUGGCAACGACUUAAUUAUAUAUGUAAGUUAUUAAACAACAAAAACUAUAGAAAUAAAAAUCCUAGAUAUAAAAAUAAUAUAUCUGAGUAGUUA
Molecule: messenger RNA, 1345 nt
Organism: Anopheles arabiensis
Lineage: Eukaryota; Metazoa; Arthropoda; Insecta; Diptera; Culicidae
Gene: gdl
Product: gonadal protein gdl
Exons: 3
Coding region: 42-641 (199 amino acids)
Source: RefSeq, a predicted model, not a curated record